Amphimedon queenslandica is the source of this 1621-nucleotide messenger RNA. RefSeq lists its product as uncharacterized. Gene Ontology annotation, biological process: signal transduction. The transcript is spliced from 6 exons. The record is from RefSeq and is a predicted model, not a curated record. Gene Ontology annotation, molecular function: protein binding. The coding region runs from base 964 to 1518 and encodes 184 amino acids. NCBI's taxonomy places the organism in Eukaryota, Metazoa, Porifera, Demospongiae, Haplosclerida, Niphatidae.
UUAUCAUUUAGAUAAACUGCAUUGUCCAAGAGCUGUACAUGUCAUACAAGAUAUGAUGCUACCAGUUGAACUAAACAAGCAUCACUUGAUAAAUUUAGAAGCCAUUGGAAUGAAAAUUCACCUGCUCAAGAAAUACUUAAUACCUUCAUCAGAAACUCAUCUAACAGUGCAAGUAACUGCACUUGCAGGUGGAAAGUUUGUUUUUCCAGAAAAUACAAUUCUUGUUAGUGCAGUAUAUGCUGUAUCUACCUCCAUUCCUAUACCAAUGAGACUACAGUUGCAGCACUGUAUUGAUCUAAGCAUACAACCAGAUAUGAGUCGCUAUCUUAAAUUUGCCACCGCUUCAAUAGAUAGUAGUUCUCCUUACAAGUUUUCAUUAGAAGAAGGAGACUUUAGAUCUGACAGUUGGUAUGGGUCUUUUAAUUUUACUACAAAUUGUUUUAUAUGUGCAUUGGGACUGAAAGAAGAACCUAUCAAUGAACAAGGAAGUCAAGAACAGCCAGAAAAACUUCAUCUACGAAUUGAUCUGUUUCAAAUUCAACAAGAUGAGCUACAACAACCUGGAGGAAUACAGGAACAAAAGGGUGGAGCUUUUAAGGAACCUCAAGGACUUGGUCCUGCAGGACUGAAACAAGAACAAAAGAAAAAUGAUGAUAAAAGCUUGCACAAAAAUGACAAACCUUCAUCUACUGAGAAGCCAGAUCUUUCUACUCAAGCUACUGGAAUAGAGAAGUUGCAAACCUUUGUAGGACGGUUAUAUUAUGAAAGGAAAGAUGUAAGAGAUUCAGUAAAAUUUGUUGCUGUUAAAGAUUUAAAUGCUCUCUGUGAGUAUUUAAAAAAAAUUAUCCUAAAUGGGAAGAAGGACAGGAUUUUUCCUUUAGGUUUAAAGAGGAAUACAUUGAAUUGCAUUUUGAUGAUACUAAUCAAGACAAUUCAAUAAUAGGCUGGCGUAUUAAGCCUCUUAUGAAACCUUGUCGAUUACAUCAACGUGAUGUUGAAAAGUUUGCUGGCGAUGAUCAUACUAGGCUUCCAUUAUGUCUCAUAACAGUAGAAGAUUCACCUGAAGCUAAAGAAACAUUAUAUUAUGGCGUAUUAGUAAUGGGUAUAGAAGAAGAAGUAACAAUAUACAUUGAGUGUUAUCUAAAAAAUACAAAUGAUGUUACCAGACCAGCCUGUUCAAGGGCUAGGGUAGAUGUUGCUGCUCCAACUGAAAGACAAGAAAUUUUGAAUUGCAAUGAUCAUAAGAAUCAAAUAGUUACUAAGUUAGAGGAUUAUGGAUUUUCAAAGGGUGACUGGGAGAAACUUGGGCAACGUCUCAAUGUGAAUUCUACUCGCUUGAAUGAUAUUAAAACUGAUCAUGGCAGAGAAGCAAACACUUGUGUGAACUUGUGUAUAGAAGCAUGGCUAAAAACUGGUAAAGCAACAUAUGGAGCAUUGAUUGAAGCUCUUAAUGGAAUGGGAGAAAAUGCAGUAGCUAAUGAAAUAAUGAAAGCUAAUGAUUUAAAAAAUCUUUCUUGAUUCCCUAGCUAUAAUAAAUUGAUAUUGACUUAAUUAUUUUAUUUUAGGUAAUAGCCAAUCUUAGUUAUUAUUACUAGUGUUUUGAACAAUUAUUGUUAAUUAA